This is a messenger RNA of Phytophthora sojae, 171 nucleotides long. RefSeq lists its product as hypothetical. The annotation marks the transcript as partial. The record is from RefSeq and is a predicted model, not a curated record. The transcript is spliced from 2 exons. NCBI's taxonomy places the organism in Eukaryota, Oomycota, Peronosporomycetes, Peronosporales, Peronosporaceae.
CUGAUAGGCAUCCGGCACUUCUUCCUAGCAUCCGGUCGUUCCUUUCCAUCGGACCAUCCACAGAUCCGCAUGUUCCUCAAGGGUAUCAGCCGCCUCGACGGGCCCCCAGGUCGCAAGGCCCCCGUAUGCCUCCACGAGCCUGGAAGAGCAAGCGCUUCAUACCCAAGACCA